GAGCGCAGCGGCGCCAGCGCCGGCAGCCUCCUCGAGCGGGGCACGAGGUGCCGGUACCACUCUGCGCGGUACGGCUGGAUGCCCGCCGUUGUGCAGAGUUUCAACGAGUCCGAUGGCACGUACAACCUUGACGUGCGUGAUCACGCCAGGCUCCGGGACAUGUCCCCGGACUCGACCGUGUCAGCCGCGGACGCGUGGCCAGCGUACACACUCGUCCACUACCAAAGCGAGACGCUCAGCACGUGGUUGCCUGCAAUGGUGCGGUCGUUCAACGAGCCGAAGGCAGGCGCGGAGGGGUCCUACAACCUCGACGUGCGCGACUUCGCCUCAAUCGAGCGAAUACGCCCCAGGCUCGGCCUCGAAUGA
Molecule: messenger RNA, 366 nt
Organism: Prorocentrum cordatum
Lineage: Eukaryota; Dinophyceae; Prorocentrales; Prorocentraceae
Source: the annotation of a GenBank genome assembly